AUGGACCAUUCGAUUGUCCGAGUCGAUUAUCGCGCUGGCGCCUGGUCUUUUGUGGAAGACAGACCACGGACCGAUCAAGGUAGCAACCGUGUGCAAGUGUCAAUAACUCUUUCCACUCAUGCUGCCAUCAAAAUCCCCAAUAGUGGCUUCCUCUACCUAGUCGUUGGACAGAAUGCGCAGACCAACGUUAAAGCUCUUGCUCUGUCUGAGCAGCAUGCAUCGACGAUCUCCACGCCAGAAAGCUGGCACCGGGAACUCCUGAGCACUGGCAUUGCCAGUCUUGGCGAUGCAGCCCUUCUACACACUGCCACUUAUGCCAUAUUGGCACUGUCACUUCUUAACCAGACCGUUCCUGGCACGGCACUUUUCGUCCACGAGACAAAUAAGGCUCUUCAACGGGCUAUUAAGAUUUAG
Aspergillus ruber CBS 135680 is the source of this 414-nucleotide messenger RNA. RefSeq lists its product as uncharacterized. Bases 1 to 414 code for a protein of 137 amino acids. The transcript has a single exon. Lineage: Eukaryota; Fungi; Ascomycota; Eurotiomycetes; Eurotiales; Aspergillaceae. The record is from RefSeq and is a predicted model, not a curated record.